CAUAAAAACACAAUAAGAGUACUUGAAAUCUCGACUACAACUUUAAUAUGAGGUAUUGAACACUGUACAAAGUUUUAGUUAUUUUUCAGCGAAAACUAUGACCUACGAAUAUAAAGUAACUAAUCAGAUAUUGUUGUCCAAUGAACACUUCUUAUAAUUAUUAUGGUAGCCAAUACAACAAUUACUACGCAUCAGAACACAGAAUUCCCUCUGAUGUGAAAGCUCAUGCGUGUUUAAUGAUCUUAGCAUGGGGUUUCUGUAACCCAAAUGCAAUCAUCAUUUCGAGACACUUCAAGAAAGGUUGGCCAGGUCGGACAAUAAAUAACUUCGCUUACUGGUUUCAGUUUCACAUUAUUCUGCAGUCAUUCACCCUUGCAUUCGUUUUAUUGGCACUAAUGAUUAUUGUUGUACACGUUAUGGGCUACUCAAAUUUAAGUGAUCUUCCCUUCAGCGCCCACCCAGCUUGUGGAUUUGCAAUCGUUGUGCUUACUUUCUCAAAUCCUAUUGUUGCAUGGUUUCUCUGCACGACAAGUGGUCGUCAGAGAGCUAUUACGAAAUAUGUUCAUCAGGUGGCUGGAAUUUUGUCCCAGAUGCUUGCAGUCCCGACGGCCUUAAUCGGACUACAGAUGCCUGCUUUGGGAUAUGGUAUUUGUUCAUCAAAAGUAUAUUCGACACUUUUUGCUAUUACUGUUGUUCUUAACGUCAUCGUUGAAAUAACUCUUGAAGUUAUUGGAUACAAAAUCGGAAAAAAUGUCAAAAUUGUGCGGUCAAUUUUAAGCAUUCAAGCUGAUGAAGCUGACAAACUACUGGCUCGAAUUGAAGAAAAUCUAAGCAGGUAGGUCAGAAAAGUUCUUAAUAAGUAGCUCUUGCUUCGGACUAACUCAGAAGUGCAGUUGAAGAGUAUUAGCUUUCAGACUACACUAAGUACAAAAGACUGUAUCUUCUAUCUUGGAAAACUACGUUUUUUAUGUAAUUAAGCUAUUUUGAUCUCAACGUGCUAUCAAAACUGUAAAACACCUUACUAUAAUAACCAAAUCAUUUUCAAGAAAACGAUAUGAUACGCAUUAAGCUUUAGGCAUUAUUAUAUCAUAAAACGAUUUUAAAUAUUUUUAGCAUUAAGAAACAUUUGAUGGUUAGUGAAGUCUACCAUCUUGUAAGCUGUUUUAAUUUGCAAUAGUGUGCUGUAAAGUGUGAUGUUACGUCCACUCUGUGUUCUAGGAUCUAGAUCUUGUUGCGUUUAUCUGUGCUAUAAUAUACUUUAAAGUUGGUUGCAUCAUUGUAUUUUUCAAACAUAGCAUCAGUCAGUGUUUAUUACUUUCAAGCUUUUCAUGAACAGCUUUGUUAAAUGCAACUGAUUUACUAAUGCGUUCCGAAAAAUGAAGAUGAAUUAGUCUUAUUUUGAAGAAUUUUAGCAAAAAGUAAUGAAUAUAUUUCAAGUAUGCAACUCAGGUUCUAAGAUUUUAUCAGAAUGCAGAACAGUUUUAUCGAAAUGUGCUUUAUAUUUGAAAUAUUAGCAAUAAAAUUAACCAUAUUUGGAUGUUUGUUUUAUUUAUCGGACGAUGUUACUCCAUAUAAGAUGGGAACUGAACUAAUUACAAUUAAAUAAUCAUCAAUUAAGAUGAUAUAAAAUGCUCAGCCAACAAAUGUAGCCUCAAAUCAGUAAAUUUAUCAUUGUUAAAAUUGAAUAUUUAGUCUUUCAAAUUUAUCAAACUGUAAAUAUUGCAUUAUUAUUGUAUAAGUCUGAAACAAACAUUAUCAGGCAAUAAGUUUUUGCUUCUUAGCUUACGAAGAAUAAAGAAACCCGUUUGUUUCAAAGUACAAUAAUGAGUACACAAGAUAUUUGAGUUUCUGGAUUAUCUUCACAGAUUCUCAUUUGCAGGCUCUAUUUAUCAAUACGUCUUCAGGUAACUGCACACAUUUUGGCCAGUCGUUAUGAAAUUAGAUGAAGAUUGUUUGAUGUUUCGCAAAACUUUAUUUGUAUCUUAAAAAUGAAUAUUUGCAACCAGGUGAAAAAAAUCACGAGCUUGUAUGUAGUUUAUAUACAAAACGUUUGCAGCGGCUUGAUAAAGUAAAUUACUAAUAUGUUAAUUUGUGGUUCAUUUAAUAACUAAGAUGUUUACACUUUUUAAAGCUACUUAGCACACUUAUUUUUUCGGUCACUUCGGAGACUUCUUCGAUUUUCACUUAUAAAAGAAAAAAAUGCGGCUUUUUAAUAAUUAAAAUAAUCGUAUCAAGAUUUAAGUGUUAGUGAUUAAAAUUCAAAAAAGAUCCUAGCGUUCACUAUCGUUUCCGCAAAGGAAAAGCUAAAAGCGUUUUUCUACAUCGCUUUGGAUUAUUCGUUCUCACACUGCAGCCUAUAUUGGGAUAUUCAAUUUUACCGACUAUUAUUAUCACUCUCAAUAAAUUAUUGUCUAUCCUUUCAUGAGAUUGGACUACAAGUUUCUUUCAGCCGAUAUAGCUUUUAGAAAAAAAGAAUAUUAGACUGUGGAGUUUUCCCAUUAAAACACUUUCCAGAAUACUGUGUCACUGCCUGCUUUUUAUCGAGUAAGAACAAUUUUUGUCCUCAAUAUACGAGUUUAGUCUAUUCAUUUAGUUACUGUAGACACAAGAAUUCCACUUGGAUUUUAGAACAUAUAAGUAUCUUUAUGUAAGUAAUUGAGAUAAAGAUAUAUUUCAGAAGCUUGUUCACAAUUUUAGACUAGCUUAUCAUAUAGUACCAACCAAUAUAUGUGUCAAGUAACUUCGUAGGUUACAUUAUUUACAAGAUCGCCUACUUAAAGUCAUUUAUAAGCCCUACUAUGUUAAAUAAAUAAACAAAUAAGUAGUACAAUAACUAUUCAUACACAAACCACCAUGUAAAGGCGUGGUUUUCUAAAAAUAAUUUCUAAAUGUUAGAUCAUAUAUAUGAACAUGAGACUGUCCAUCGAAUUAAAGUGAUAUGGAACCUUUUUUCUUGAGAACUCUAAAAUAACAAAAAUAUGAAAGUUUUAAAUCAAAAAUCCCAAGUGAGUGAUACCAUUCAUCUUACAAUUAAUCCUGCAAGAUUUUGAGAUAAAUGUUGAGAUGUCUGGUAGACGGAUGUAAAGUAAAGAACAACUAGAAAUUUUAUAAGACGAAGAACUGAAAAAUGAAACUUUCCCAAAGCGACUUUUAAAUAUUCUGAGCCAUCAUUUAUCUAAGGUAAUACGAGAUUCUUAUUAUUUAGUAUAUUUCUAAUGUUAUCACGGAGUAGUAAGACAGGUAAACUUGCGAAAUUAGCUGCUAUAAGCAUUUCUGUAUGAUUAUCACUAUGAUACACACUAUAAGGCGUUUGCUAAGCAAUUUAUUAUUUAUUUUCAGGAUCCGAAACAUGGAGCUACAUUUUUAGAACACUAUAGGAUAGAACUUAAUCAAAGGUCAAAAAGAGGUGUACCAAAAGAAAUUACCAAAAACCAUACAUUAUGGGUAAUCAAAUACUUUCUUCUUGCUAUGCAUUUGGCGCUCAGUUUUAGCUUGGUAUUUGUCUUAGUUGUACUGUUAGCUGCAUAACGUUUCCCGUGUUUCUUCGGUGGAGUAAAAUAAAGGAAAAGUCAACACUUUUACUUUGAUUUUUUAUGAAGUCAAUUUUUAACUAGUAAAACACAAUCUAUGUCAUACUAAAUAAAAUGUAUACGAACAUUGAA
This is a messenger RNA of Schistosoma curassoni, 3662 nucleotides long. NCBI's taxonomy places the organism in Eukaryota, Metazoa, Platyhelminthes, Trematoda, Strigeidida, Schistosomatidae. The record is from the annotation of a GenBank genome assembly.